CUACAUUACAAAAAGCGGACAAAUAAAACUCCUUUCAGUAAUCGCAAUGAGUUUGUCAUUCUACUCUCAGGAUGAUAUACGUAGGCCUUUGGAUAGUGUGAACAUUUCUGUUUCAGUUAAUAGAUCUAGCCAAGUGUUUCGGGACAUUUCACCACUUUCGAAUAGAUUUUCCAAAUUUUUAAAAGAGCAUUGCAAAGAAGAUGAAAGCAAUAAAGUUGAGCCUUGGUUCAAAACUAAUGAAUCUCUUUAUAACAAAAAAAUUAUUGUUCCCAAAACGUCUUUCAGUGAUUCAAGUGGUCCAGUAAACACGUCUGUGAUGGGUUCCCACGAAGUUCCAAAGCUCAGUAAGGAAACCGGUCUCCUAAAAAACCAAUUUUUGCUUAUACGCAAUAGUUUAAAAUUGCUGAAGUCUCAGGUUGACAUCUUUAUGAAAAUAAGAAAUACAGAAACUUUGAGAAUGGAAGAACAAGGGCAAGAAACAAUAAGAAAUGAGCUGAAAUUUUUAUUAGACUGGCUGGAGCCCAAAAUACCAGAACACAGGGUGCAAAAACAAGAUCCUAUUUCUCGUGAAUCUCCCAUGGUCGUGGGUGAAGCAAAUAAAUCCUAUGAGGCACCAUACAACAUUACUGACUUGAAACAAGACGUAAUUAAGUUGUCGGACUCAAUGCAGGAAGAGUCUUCUUUGACUAUAAACCAUUUCAAUGAAGCGAAUAACUUACAAGCAUUUAUGAGGAAAAUGGAGAAUGAAUUGGAUCACUUAACAGACCAGCUCAAAGUUUUAGAAGAAAGGAUAGAAGCUUUCGAACAGUUGAACUGGUCAGAAUUACUGAAUAACUUUCGUAUAAAAGUUCAAGAGCAGACGGUAAAACUAUGCAUGUCGUACAUUGUCAGAGAAUUGGACAAGGAUAUUUUUGAAGCAUAGUAUCGAAGAAGGUCAAAGAACAAAGAGUUUCCACAAUGUAUGUUGUAUUUUCCAAUGAGUGUCGCAGAAUAAAAGAAUGAUUGCUUUUAAAAAAGAGUACAUUUAUCAAAGGUGAAUACGCAUUUUCAUACUUUGACUCAAUUCUAUGGAGCUAAAAACUUUUUAAAU
Molecule: messenger RNA, 1090 nt
Organism: Trichobilharzia szidati
Lineage: Eukaryota; Metazoa; Platyhelminthes; Trematoda; Strigeidida; Schistosomatidae
Source: the annotation of a GenBank genome assembly